Geodia barretti is the source of this 708-nucleotide messenger RNA. The record is from the annotation of a GenBank genome assembly. NCBI's taxonomy places the organism in Eukaryota, Metazoa, Porifera, Demospongiae, Tetractinellida, Geodiidae.
AUGUCCAAGUAUGCCGAAAAUGUGAUGCUGAUUAUGCGCGUGAUGCGACAUGCACAGGCUGCGGUGAAGUCGCGCUUUGUGCAGCAGAUUGUACCGAAGAAACUCACGAUUGUGCAGUUUAACGCUUUACUGCACCUUCAUUGGUAUGGUGGCGAAUCCGGUAUGACCAUCAGCGAACUGGGAGAACAUCUCGGGCUCGCUCACAGCACCGUCUCUGGUCUCGUAGACCGCCUAGAGCGCGAUGGGUGGACUAUUCGUCGUAAAUGCGAUACAGAUCGUCGGCAGAAUCGUAUACAGUUGACAGAAAAAUCACAGCAGCUUUUUCAGGACAGGUCAGAGAGCGCGACUGAUUUCUGGCAUCAGACAAUUGGACAGUUGACUUCUGAAGAACAGGAGUACCUGAUCCAAAGUUUGACGCGCUUGAAACAGGUGAUGGAAAAGCCUGUUUGGCCAAGCUAUGAUCAGCUUCACCCUCGCGAUCCUGGGCAUGUGAAAAAACGUCUGGAAGCCGAGUUGGACGAAUUGGCACAUGCAAAGUUGACUUCAAUUGGUACGCGGUUUAUCUUAGCACAGAUGGCGGAACAGCAAAAUCAACAUGAACUCGCGGCCUACCUAAAGCAGGUGGCGUCGGAAGAGAUUCGCCACGCCAAUCGAAUCUUGGACUGCUUGGACAUGAACAAAGCCUCAAGGCAGCGCUGUCUGAUUUGA